CUGUUAGGUAUAUAUCCGAUAGUAAUACAGCCUUGAAACAUGAAAUUAACAAAACAAGGCAGAUAUUAGCACACACAUCGCAACAAUACUCCCAUGUCUACGCUCAGAUGCUAAAAGAGCACACUGAAAGUAUAACUAAAAGCGCAACGGACGAUCAAAUCAAGAAUAUAGCACGUGAACUCGAUGAUACUACCCAGAAAUACCAUGAAGCAGUUACGAAAUAUCUCAAAAACAGGGAUGAUUACAACGAGGCAGCACAAACAAGAAUAACAAAUGAUGCAAAUAUUAAAUUCGGGGUGGUAGGAGUAGCGUUCAUGUGCGUUUUCGGGUCUUUGGCACUGUCAUUACAUCCAAUAUUCCUGGUGGGAUGUGCCAUUGGGGGAUACACUUAUAGACCAGUGUUCAGGCAAAGUAGAAAACGUAUAGAGAUCACCAAUGACAUGGAAGCUAGACUGCAGAUGAGUAAACAAUGUAAAGGUGAAAUUGACGCACUACAAAAACACAUAGAAUACCAACUAGAACGCUUGGAACGUACAAUUAAAUAGA
This is a messenger RNA of Babesia bovis T2Bo, 546 nucleotides long. RefSeq names its product putative integral membrane protein. The record is from RefSeq and is a predicted model, not a curated record. The transcript has 5 exons. Lineage: Eukaryota; Apicomplexa; Aconoidasida; Piroplasmida; Babesiidae. Bases 108 to 545 code for a protein of 145 amino acids.